CCUGCAGACAGCUUGCUCAGCACUGAGAUUGACAUGAGUCGCUACACCUCACUUGAGAAGGUGAGAGCCUUUGAGUAAGUAAAUGAGGGUGUGCACAGUAGAAGGCUAGAGUUGGAUCGUGCUCAGGUAAGCCUAAGCUUAAGUGAUGGAAGUCUACUUGUCAUAUCUCACUCUUUCUUACUCUGUGAGUGAGUGAGUGAGUGAGUGUGAGGGUGUGUGUGUGUGUGUGCGUAAGUGAUGCUUUUUAGUACAGUGAUGGAGUCAAGAUCAUUGUCACAUGAGCUCAUGAUUCUCCUCUUGGCUUUUCUAGUAGUUGCUGCGCUUGUGAUCGAGCUCCACUGACAGGUCUAAUACACGGCCAGCCUCGCACUUGCUUUUCCAGUCAGCCAUCCGACUGUGAUAUCCUCUGUGAGUUGUAGUCGCACAGUUUUCGCAGAGUUCGCAACCCAGACAAGGACGCCUUUUGCAGCCAGGGGUCUUGCAAUGCAUUGGAGUGAGAAACAGGGAGAACUGUUGUUGUGGGUGUCAUUGUUGAGGUGUUUCAUGGUGUGACUAUGCCUUGAGUGAUAUGCGAAUUCAACAGUGAGCUUGAGAUGGGAGACAUGUACGAGAUUUCGAAUGAAGUCACCAGACAACGGCCCGUUUUGCUUGGCCUUCGCAGCUUUCCUCCAGCGGGCAUGGCCGGGUCUCCCUCUCCUGCUUACCAGGCCCGCCUCAGUCUCUUAAACUCCGCUGUUGUGUUCCCUCCUACUCCAGCUAGGGCUGUUCUCUAUGACAUAUCUGUGCACAACCUAAGUUAUAAGGUAAUUUCAAAGGACAACAACGAGAGAAUAUUGCUGAACAAUGUCUCCGCUCGUGCGAACCAUAGUGAAGUGCUGGCAAUUGCGGGGCCUUCUGGGUCAUCGAAAACCACCUUUCUUGACGCUCUGGCAGGGCAGAUUCAGCGUAAGAGUUUGAAGGGUCAAAUUCUAGUUAAUGGCAGGACGAUGGAUUCAAACUUCAGACGCGUGUCAGCGUAUGUCACUCAGGAUGAUGCGUUGUAUCCAACCUUGACCACGCGGGAGACGCUCAUGUUCAGUGCGCGGUUGCGACUUCCAAGCAGCAUGACGAUAGAAGAGAAACGCAAACGUACAGAAUUUCUAAUUGAGAUGCUUGGUCUCAAAGAAUGUGCUGACACGUACGUCGGUGAUGAGAAGAUGAGGGGUGUUUCGGGUGGAGAGAGACGCCGAGUCUCUAUUGGAGUUGAUCUCGUACACGACCCAGCAGUUUUGUUUCUUGAUGAACCCACGUCAGGCCUAGACAGCACAUCUGCUCUUCAUGUUAUGCAAAUUUUGUCUCAAAUGGCGAUAAAACGCAACCGCACUGUAAUCGUGACUAUCCAUCAGCCCAGUUACCGAAUCCUCGAUACAAUCAAUAACUUCUUAGUGAUGUCCAGAGGGAACGUUAUCUACCACGGCGACGUCCCACAGAUGGAGGUUUACUUCAACAACCUCGGGUACACUAUGCCAGAAAAUAUGAGCGUGGUGGAGUAUGCUUUGGACAUCAUCGAGAAAUGUCAAGACACACAUGAAGGUCUUGCUUCCCUGGUUGAUUGUCAGGUGAAGUACCAACAGUCAAAAGAGGCCCUGAUGCCACUGCCACUUGGAAGCCCAACCAAUGUUCCCCAAGCAAUCGACACUUCCACCCCCGCUUUUGCUACUUCAAUCCUCUCAGAAAUGUGGGUCCUGGGAGUCAGGUUUUUUCUCACGACGUUCCGCUCGAGGCUACUAUUUUGGACACGAGUCAGCCUUUCGAUUGUGGCGGCCUUGAUAAUGGGGAGCCUCUUCUUCAACUCUGGCUAUGACUACACGGGCAUCCUCCAACGCACAGGGUUCUUCAACUUCAUGCUUGUCACUCUUAUCUUCAGUUCCAACGAAGGCCUACCCAUCUUCCUGAGAGAGCGUCACAUCUACAUCCGUGAAUCCUCACGUGGCGCAUACAGGACGUUCUCAUUUGUGCUAGCCCAAGCAAUUGUCAUGCUGCCCUUCCAGUUGCUGAUAGCUGUAAUCUUCUCGUCGAUUUCUUACUUUAUGGUCGGGCUUGUCGCAAAAGCAAGCGCAUUCUUCACCUUCGUCCUCAUUUCCUUCCUCUCCCUCAGCGUGGCCAACUCCUUUGUCACUUUUGUUGCUAGCGUGAUGCCGGACGAGAGCGGUGGGCAGACUAUUGUCCUGGCCGUAUCUGCAAUGUACUACUUGUUCUCGGGCUUCUUCGUGCCAAGAUCUGGCAUCCCGAUGUACUGGAUAUGGUUCCACUACCUCUCCACAUUCAAAUACCCUUUCGAACUGCUUCUUGCAAAUGAAUACGGCCAUCUACGGGAGGUGAUGUGGUUCUUCGGAGUGGACUCAAAGACGGUGCUGAACUAUUUCGACACUGGCAAAGUGCUAGGCCGUCAGUGGAUCAACUAUACGGUCAUGGUGUCCUUCAUUGUAGGCUACCGAGUGCUCUUCUACUUCUCCCUGAGGUUCUUCACCAAAAACCUCCGAAAGUAGCCAACCAAUCUAGCAGCAGAGGGUGGCACUUGUAAUUGGCAAACCAUCACAUUACCCAAGCAUAAACCAUCAACUUUAUCUCCGCAUUCACUGUAAUUAAUUGAUUCCAGUUUGUGAUUAGGCAUCCACCCAUCUCCAA
Molecule: messenger RNA, 2667 nt
Organism: Physcomitrium patens
Lineage: Eukaryota; Viridiplantae; Streptophyta; Bryopsida; Funariales; Funariaceae
Source: RefSeq, a predicted model, not a curated record